UCGAAACUGUGUGCCAGACAGUUUUGUGGCAGACUUGCGUACACAGGCGGACGGAAAAUCGGGACACGAAAACAAAAGCGGCUGCAUUGUGAAGCAGAUCAUCCCAACCCUUGAACUAACCCAACCCCGGGGCAGGAACGUGUUAUUCUGCUCCGGAAUUCCCGUUCAACGCCACGGAUACCGCGUCAAAUACCGCAGCGGGCCAGCCUUCUUCGGCGAUAUUGCUGCAUCGCGGGCGUGUCCAUAUCGUUGCUCCUCGCGUGUGUGUGCUGUGUAUGCAUCGGUUUUCAUCUGGCUACUUUGAGAGCAGAAAACAAAAUGCUGUUAACGAUUAAAGCGGCAGCGAGACGACGUUUGUCGUCGUUAUAGAAUGAUCGUUGCUUGGUGAAUUUGUUGUGUUUAGUGUCCUGGUUAGUGUAUGUUUCAGUGUGUGUGUGUGUUUGUUUGUGAGAGAGUGAGUUUGGUGGUGGAAAACCAAAGAGUUGCGGAAAAAUUUCAUCCAAAUUACGGGCCGCAGCUGUACAGUGAGUGAGUGAGUGGUUGUACCGGCUGGUGGAGUGUUGUGGAGUGGUGUGCAAAGGUGUGUACGUACGCACGGUCGGCAUACAUUGCCGCAGGACGUGUAUACUGUGUGGCGGAGGAAAGGAUAGAGUCGGCUCUUACGGUGGUCAAAUUUUGUGUUCGAUUCGAUCCGGCCGCCCCACCGGACACCGGCCAUCGUCGCUGAAAGCGUUCGGAUCAUCUCGGUCCACUGAAGUGCAUGGUGUCUUUUGCUAAAUGGCAUACAGCGGAGUGAUCGAAAAGGCGUAACAAUCUUCCCCGAUUCGCGCUCGGAUGCUGCUAGAAAGCGAGUAGAAACCACACCACCACCACCACCAGGUGGUCGUCACACACGUAUCUGACGCAAGACGGCCGACGGUUCGCGGUGCUGUGCGGUGAGCUGCGUUGGACCGUGGGGGCGGGGACGAGGGGGACCCCGUGAGCAAAGUGCCAAGUGCCGAGAGCGCGCGCGCGCACGCCACCUUUCAGCAUGCAGCGGUCGUUCGGUGGCCUGUCGGCGGCCAGCCGGGCAGGAGUUUACGACGGCAAAAUAGCCGGCCUGUACGAUCUGGAGGAAACGCUCGGUUCGGGCCAUUUUGCCGUGGUAAAGCUUGCCCGCCACGUCUUCACCGGCGAGAAGGUGGCGGUGAAGGUGAUCGAAAAGACCAAGCUGGACGAGAUUUCGCGCGCCCACCUGUUCCAGGAAGUGCGCUGCAUGAAAUUGGUCCAGCAUCCGAACGUGGUGCGGCUGUACGAGGUGAUCGACACGCAGACGAAGCUGUACCUCAUACUGGAGCUGGGCGAUGGCGGCGACCUGUACGAUUACAUUAUGCGCCACGAGAAGGGCCUGUCGGAGAACGUGGCCCGGGAGUACUUCCGGCAGAUCGUGCGCGCCAUCUCCUACUGCCAUCAGCUGCACGUGGUGCACAGAGAUCUGAAACCGGAGAAUGUGGUGUUCUUCGAGAAGCUGGGCGUCGUGAAGCUGACCGACUUUGGCUUCAGCAAUAAGUUCUGCCCGGGCCAGAAACUGGAGACGUCCUGCGGCAGUUUAGCUUACUCGGCGCCGGAAAUACUGCUCGGCGACUCGUAUGACGCACCGGCAGUGGAUGUGUGGUCACUCGGUGUGAUACUGUUCAUGCUGGUUUGCGGUCACCCACCGUUCCAGGAGGCGAACGAUUCCGAAACGCUUACCAUGAUCAUGGACUGCAAGUACACGAUGCCUGCCCACGUGUCGGACGGUUGCCGGAAUCUCAUCAGCAAAAUGCUCGUUCGUGAGCCGGAGAAGCGGGCCACGCUGCAGCAGAUUGCGCUGGACGUGUGGCUGAUGGAGGGCAGCUGCGAGGAGACGCCGGAAAAUCAGCCCCUAGUGAGCCGGGAGCAGGUCAGCGAGGAGGACCAUACGCUGAUCAUCCAGAAGAUGAUCAAUGGCAAAAUUGCUACCAAAGAGGAAAUCUUAGAGGCUUUAGAUCGUAACGAGUACAAUCACAUAACGGCGACCUACUUUUUGCUGGCGGAGCGAAAACUUCGCGCACACCGGCAGGAGGAAGCGCAAAAACGGAAACCGGAGCUCACGCUGCCGGUUUCGAACAGUACGCGGUUGCUUCAAAAUUUUAAGAAAAACGAAGCAAAUGAAGACGAGGAUACGCAGGAUGGACUGCUGUCAACCCGACUGGGCAUGCAUCUGAGUGUACCCAGGACGCCGGGGACGGAAACGGGCCAGACCGGUCGAAGUCGAAAGUGCAGCAUCGUGCAGGAAGAGGAGGACGACGAGGAUGACGUUCACUGUGCUGGCCACGAGGAACUGUCCACGCCGCUGAACAGGAGAGGGUCCCGAUCGGAGGGGCGCAUCAAUGUAACCGUGCAGGAUCGAAUAGCAGAAUCGGAAAGGCUAAAACUGGAGGCGAAAAAGUAUCAACAGUCAGAGCAGCAAAGCCGGCUCAGCGCAGACGAGGAGAGCGACAGAGAAUCACAACCGGCUGGCAAGGAUCAAGUCGAUGGUGGCGAUGCCGGCAACCAUCAGCGUGCACACCCCCAAACGUCACCGCUGCUCGGUGGCAUUGGCAACGUAACGCUGGUGACGAGCGAAAACAGCAGCACGAAGGAUCGGCUAGGGAUAGCGGGCGGUGGGCUGCACCGGAAACCGAUGCCGGAGCUGAAGCGACACGUCGGCGGCAGUAUCGAUUCGAAAAAGUCAUCCAUACUGAAACCAACGCUGGUGAAAAUUACGGACGGGGUGGUGGGCGUGCGGUCGGGUUCGUUCGAUCAGUGCAUGCGCAACAUGGCUGGCGGCGGCGGCGGCGGUGGAGAGCUCGUAACGACCAAGAUAAUUACCGACAGCUCGACGAUAACGAUACCGAUACCGACGCUCAACAUUGUUACCGCGUCCACGAUACCGAAGUACAAGACGAUGCCGUCACCGACCCGGUCGAACGCGAUCCUCACCUCGACCACCAACUGUCUGAACGAGAUCUUCGAGGAGGGCACGGACGUGGGCAGCUCGGACAGUACGAGCACUACGCCCCGGCCCGUCAUCCGCAGCCAGUUCGUGGCGGCCCGCCAGCAAAGCCAACCGGCCGGCAACGGUACGGCCAGCGGGGCGGCGGCAGCGGCCAGCACCGGCAACAAUGUGCACCGGCGCACCAAGUUCAACAACAAAUCGCGCACCGCGUCCUGCAGCAGCUCGGACGCAUCGGACGACGAUUCGGAGAAUCGAAAGAAGCGGGCGCACAAAAUCGUCGACGCUACGGUGAAGCCGCUGUCGCAGCGGCGCGACUCGCACGACGACUCGAGCGACUCGCAGGACCAGGGCAGCAAUGUGGCGGGCGGGGGCGGUGCGGGCAAACCACUCAUUAGGGGGAUCUCGGGUGCCACCACGAACGGUAGCAGCGGCACUACCAGCAACGGUGGCACUGGUGGCAGCGGUAGCGGCACUAGAAGCGGCACUGGGUCUUCGGCGACGGACGAUAAGCAUGGUGCGAGCAAUCGGCAGAAAUCAUCGCAGCCCGUCGACUUCCGGCGUCAUCGUGGGCGAAGGCGGCCGGUCGAGACGCGGUUGCGCGAAAGCCAGUCCCUGAACCGCAUCACCGAGGUGCAAGAGUCGGAGGUCGGUGGCGGCGGCGGCGGUGGCGUUGGUGGUGGUCAUUCCGUGACACAACAGCUGGCCAGCAGUACGGUCGUGGGCACACCGUUGGUACAGAUGGUCACUUCUAACGGUGCCGUGGCAAAACCGACGACGGAACCACCGAACGCAACGGACGAACAGCAGUCGGAUAAAAGUUGUGAUAACGCAUCGUCUGACCGGGCGUCGGCAGAACCGGAACCGGAGCCACCGGCGUGCCGGGAAGCCGGUACGCCAAGCAGCACAAAGAAGGGACAGUCGGGCAAGGCGGCAUCGCCCCGGCAGCAUCACCACGGGACGUCCAAGCCGAAGGGGCUUAGUGCGAGAAUAUUCCACACGUUCAAGAAGCAACCGGUGGCUGCGGUUACGACGACGACGACCGCUGCCAGCGUUGCGGCCAGUGCAAUGAGCGAUCCACCCUCUACCGGCUCGGCCGACGACAUUGAGAUAGUGGUCGAGCUGGCCAAGGCACUGAACAACGCGUCGGCGGAAGGGGGCAAGACUGGCAACACGAAAAAGAUCAAAAUUCUUGGCCGCUACUUUCAGGUGCAUAAGAAAAUUUACGUUCCCCUGUCCGGUUUGUUCCAGCGGGGCCGCCUGUACAAGGCCCAGUCCUGUGGCUCGAUCGUGCGCGACAAGGUGAACGUAAACCCGAACGGCGGUGGCGCCGGCUCGCAUGCCAACACUACCGGCCGCCAUUCAACGAUAUUCACGGACAAGAAUCGUAUCAUUAAAAAUUGCCUCGGUGGCGGCGGCGAAGCUGCUGCCCGGCAUCUCGGCAGUGACGGUGACAUCAAUCACAAUGGAGGUUCCCAUCAUCAGCACCAUCAGCAACUGCACAGCAGCAGUGGUUUUCUGGCAUCGCUCUCCGCUACUGGCGGCGGUGUCGGUGCGUCCAGCGAAUGCAUUGGCCGUGGAUCGUCCCCGAUCGAGCUUGUAUCGGCGGGGCGCCGGUCGAGUAUUGUCGAUCAUGCGACACCGGUGCUCGGUGCGGCAGCCGUGACACCGCCCGUACCAAUCAAAACGGCGUAGUAGGGCCGUUGUGAAGGAGCAAAAAUGCUAAAAUUCUAAAACCACAAACACACACACAGCUAUUAAGCCAAAGAGAUUGUUUUGCAAAAGUGGGAGUGUGAGGCUCGUCCUCCGUGUUCUGCUUGCCUGGCUCUCCUGCCCGAAGCGCCGAAACAAAUGACAUGCAAUGCAAUUUUGUUAUCGUGUAUAGAGUAGUCUCCCCAUACCCCACACAAAAGGACAAAGUUAGGUCGAACUGUUUUUUACUUAAUAAUUUGUUCCACGUUUCGAAAGUUUUUACACAAUCAAACCACUGUUUAUGUACAGUUUGUCCCAGUUUUUUUUGUUUACUAGCGAAAGAGUGAUGGAGGGAAUGGAAAUGAUCGCAAAACCCAAUGUACACACAUCAGUUUUCAUUCGGAAGAAAACGGAAACGACACGUGCAAUAUUUCGUUGAAUGCGUUUGACACAGGGGUAUAUUCACUAGAUAAGUUAUCAUCAGUCCGAGAUCAUCAAUUCGGUUUGUUCGGCGUGCCCAGUGAAAGCGCAAAAACAAAAAAACGGAAAGAAUAGGUUGUAAGGUGCAAAGUAUUACGAUACGAUUAAGUUAGACACAUUUGUUCGCUUUGUUUUUAAAACGGUUACAGCUGGUCCCGGACCCAUUGUCGCACAAUGGUCACGGAAGCCGGCAGCAGUUUGAGCUAUUUUUUAAGUAAAAAUCAGAAGUUGUGUGACACGCUCGCGAACCAAAGUGACAGACGAUGCUGAGGUUUAGAAGGGUUUAAACAUAUGCGGCUUAUUUACCAUUUUCGUAUGUGGACUGAGUAACAGGACUGGUAAAAGCUCGAUCGACACACUGACGCUGACAGCAAAGGAAGUAAAAUAAAUUCUAAGCUUAGAACCUUAGUGUAAUGUGCAAAGCAACAAGGUACAUAUGAGGGCACGGGAAAGCUACUUUCCCAGGCACAGGGAAAAUCAAACCCAGGUAGAUGUUGUUUCUGUGUCGCCCGCCCGGUUUGGUGGCGUUUGUGUAGUAGUAUGGCACACUAUCCAAGUACUGCAGAGUAAGACAGACACACACACACAUACACAUGUGCAAGAAGCAAAAUACUAAUACUAUUUUUGUAGCUAAUUUACCACAAUUUGUACGCGUAUCAGUAACUUUUGAUAACAAAAAAUCUUACCAUUUUGUCGAUUACUUGAGCAGCCGCCGCCGCCGGUUUUGUGUGUGUGGUCCCUGUGGCUUCACUUUUCAUACCCGGGAAUGUGUGUGUGUGUGUGUUGAGGGAGUGCGCCGCCGGGAAAGGGGAUGUGAGUACGUGCGUGUAUGAGUGUUUCCGUACGAUUAUAUUUUGUGUAUGUGCUGUGCACAGGCCAAUUCACUUCUUUCUCAAUCUGUCGGUUUUGGGAGCGCGGCUUAAUAUAUCGUUUAAUCGUCUACAAACCGCCCGAACGCGUGGAAUGAAUGUGUUAGACGUUAAGCAUUGACAAAAUCGAAUCUACUUGAAGAUAUAGUGAUGGUACGAUGAAGGGAGAACGAGAUAUGGUGGGGAGGAGGUGUACUGAUAGUAAACUCGAAUCGAACGUAGCGCGCAUGAACAUGUUAAGAGAAUUGUGUGUUCGCUUAGCACUGCAACUACCAGCUACUAUGACUAUGACUACUACUACUACUACUACUACUACUACUACUAACGCUAAGACUACUACUACCGUAAGGCAAAAACAUCCCGUCGGGCGAAAGGGGCAUUUAUUAAGCUUAAGAGAAGAUUGUAUGUAGCUUGUAACUGAAACUGAAUACAAUCAGGAUACCUAUACUAGGCAGGGUGGGGGCAGCUUAAGUGUUAAGAAGUGUAAAUUAACGUUUCAUCCAUCAUCUCUGCCAUCUCCCCCGCGGGGAAGAACGAUACCACCGUCUCUCUGACGUGCGAAGCCGCCACCGCACAACACACGCUGCUCUAAUAUUUAUUGAUGCGCUGUUUUGCACUGUGAUGUAUAUUUCCGGUGUGUUCCUUAACAAAAGCAAAAAAGCGCACGAUGAAUUAUUUGCUGUAUUUUGUGUUUUUAAUAGAGAAAGGGAAUAGAUACAUCACCCGGGCGUUCUAACGCACGAAACACAGGAAUGAUUCCAUCAAUGCUCUGUUCAUCGAUGCUCGUGUUAAUAGAUGUUGAGAUAGAAAUUGUACUUGUCAAUCAGGCAUGUAAUUUCGAGUUGAAUUUUCCUAACCCCUCCCCCCCCCCCUGGGGAACACACAGUAGGAAUGAAGAGUUCGGAUAGAUAGUGCUGCACAAUUUGCACGACAAAACUUGUUAGAUAAAUACACACAGACAGACAGUCAAACUCAAUCCCAAAACCAAUGGGCACACCCCACACCUGAUCGUAAUCCUCGCAAUCCCAUACGUGCAUACGUCAUCACAUUCUUUCUGUUUUUGGUGGUCAGUUGAUAAUGAAAACACAUUCGUGAUUUGCUGGGCAGGCUGGCUGCCCUCCUCUGCUCUGUGUAGAGUAGCAAGUCAAUGGGAAAUGUGGAUAGAUGUAAGUAGUGUUGCGUGGCGAUGGAAUUCCGCAUUCAAAGGUGUCGCAUAAACAGUACAGUAGUUCUUCUCGAAUAUAGCAUAAAUGCAUACAAAAAAAGUACGCUGAUUAGACGAGGAAAGUGUAGCGUUGAUGGAUAGGUUCUAGUUUAUACUAAAAAUCACCGUACUAAGCACUAGAAAGCGGAGCGACAAUGUUUCGUUUCCCAAUUUGUUAGCGAUAAACAGAGGGGGGAAACGAACGAAUGUACCAAUGAGAGGAAAAAAAAAACACACAAACACAUUAGUGAUCGUUAUGUGGGAUGAUCGUUUAGAUUUAUAAUUAAGAACAGUGAAACACGCAACACUAAAGAUUAGACGGACCGGGGGCAGACUUUCUGUACAGCAAAAACCCCAUUUUGUCCCCAGCCACCACCUUCAUGGAAUACCUAAUAACUACCCCAUUUGGGUUAGGAUAAGAAUGAGGCGUUGCAGAAUGUAUAAGAUAUAUAUAAACAAAAGAAAGAGAGGAAAGAAAAAAACUUUAAUUGCGGUGCCGUCGAAACGAACAAGCUGGCCUUGUUUUGUUAUGGUGUGUCACGUUACGUUUAUAAGAAGCAUGUAGCAAAAAAAAAAAGAAAUGAAAAGAAAAUGAUAGGAACGCGAUAGUAAGUUAUUGUUUAAGGCAAACCGAAGGAGAUUUUUUGAAAAUUUAAUAAUUCUGCCACUGCCGGAGAAAAAA
This is a messenger RNA of Anopheles arabiensis, 7922 nucleotides long. RefSeq names its product serine/threonine kinase SAD-1 (gene Snrk). The transcript has 11 exons. The record is from RefSeq and is a predicted model, not a curated record. Gene Ontology annotation, molecular function: protein serine/threonine kinase activity; tau-protein kinase activity; ATP binding. Gene Ontology annotation, biological process: microtubule cytoskeleton organization; protein phosphorylation; intracellular signal transduction. Lineage: Eukaryota; Metazoa; Arthropoda; Insecta; Diptera; Culicidae. Gene Ontology annotation, cellular component: cytoplasm. Bases 1031 to 4690 code for a protein of 1219 amino acids.